AUGAAAGAAUCAAGCGAGAAGAAGCACAGGGCGCCUCAAAGUGGUGCGAAAGCAUUGAAAAAGGUCAAACAUGGGAACGCGACAAAGGCACAAAAUUACAAGGGGUUUGCCGUUCAGCACACCACUAAAGCUGCACGGAAGGUCAGAAAAACCCUAGAUAUGGAGACAAAGAAGUAUCAUCUUCCAGGUGUAAAUGCUGAUUGUCAUACUGAUUUUUCGCCCCCUCUUGUUGUUGGUAUUGUUGGUCCACCGAAAUGUGGGAAAUCUACCUUAUUACGUGGUCUGAUCAAGCAUUUUGGUCGUCAGUUGGUCCGGAAUAUUACAGGUCCAAUAACUGUUGUCGUUGGCAAAAAGUUCCGCCUAACUUUGCUUGAGUGUGAUUGUAACAUCAAUAGUAUGAUUGAUGUUGCAAAGAUCGCGGAUCUGGUCUUACUUGUUGUAAAUGUGUCACAGGGUUUGGAGAUGUAUCACUUUGAAUUCAUAAACAUGUUGCAAGUCCACGGGAUGCCUCGAGUCAUUCCAGUACUUAAUCAUUUGGACCAGUUCAAGGAGUCAUCUUCUUCAAGAGCGCUUAGGAAAAAAAUCAAGCAACGGUUGUGGACCGAUUUGUCUGCAAAGAUUUUCCUCUUAUCACGUUUUGUGCGGAAAAGAUUUCACCAUCAGAAACAGGAUCGGGCAUCUGAUACACUUAUCGAUGGUGAGUAUUUACCCGCUGAAAUUCAGCGUUUGGCUCGGCUCAUGGUUGUCAAAUCGCCCAGACCAUCCGACUGGCGGGCUGGUCACCCGUAUAUGCUGGUGGACCGUUUGGAAGACGUGACAAACCCCAGAAUUCUCACAGAAGAUGAAAAGGUUAACCGUACUAUUAGCCUUUACGGUUGGGUCCGAGGUGCUCCAAUUAAAGCAUCUUUAAGCAAACCCCUUGUUCACAUUCCUGGUCUUGGUGAUUUUAUGGUUUCGGAAUGCACUCGACAACAGGAUCCUUGCCCCACACCGGCUCAACUCAUACAUUUUAAUGCGUCCCAUGAUGGUGCCGUUGAAGCCAAACUGAAGAGGCGCCUUUCUGAAGGCGAACGGAAGCUUUAUGCACCAAUGUCGAGCAUCGGCGGUGUUCUCUUAGAUCGGGAUGCGACAUAUAUUGAUCUGGGCGGAAGCCAUCACUUAGGUGGUGGUAGAUUGUCGUCCGGUCGUCAAGUUGUGGUAGGGGCGGGCGAAGCGGAUUUGGCCAAAGCUCGCGAAAUCUUUUCGACCGUCGGUCACGGUCUGGACGAGCGAUUGGAGCAUGAUCACCGCAUCCAAGUGCUUAUUGAUGCGCCCUUUCUGGAGCCAUCCGCAAAUAACCGUGAUAUAGACUCUGGCUCCGAUGAAGAAAAUGACGAUAGUCCCGAAGGGGACAAUAACGUUGAAGUCGAUGAAUGCGGUGGCGGUGUUGGAUUACGCAUGUUUGAGGACACAGCUCUGCCAGACGCUGAAAAUGAGGCAAUGGAGGUGGAUGGUGAUGACGAUGGGGGGAAGGAUUUGUCGAAAAUCAAAACGGACUCAAAUUUUAACCAUCAGCAUCGGGACCUGAAGAGCGCUUUUGACAUUGUUGUCUCUAUUCAUGCUUACUGUGUAAAGGGGUCGGUAGUCGUACUGAUUUCGCAGUUAGUGUUUAAUUUAAUGUUUUUAGAUUUGGGUUGGGAGGAAACAACACCGGGUCGCAAGAACUGGAAUCGCAUAAUUUAUGGUGAUGAUAAUGAUACUCCCAAAGCGGAAGGAAAAUCCACUCUCACAGGUGAGAUGUUCGUUUUAUCUACUACGACGGACAACAAUAUCCACGGGAUCGAUGCUGAUGAUGUCACUUUGCCUCAGCGACCCACCGUUUCUAUUGACUGGAACACUUCGGCAGCCCUUAUUGCAAAUCGUUUUACUACGGGUGCAUGGGACGCUUCGGAGGAUGCCGAGCAAUUGCUAGCCGCGGACGCUAAAGCCCAGCGGGUAAUGGAAGCACUGAAAACCCAAAAGAUGACCAAAGCGGCGGGUAGCAGAGUGCAGUACAAACCUGAAAGGAAUCCGGUUAAGGGUAUUGUCAACGAUUCAGAUGUGGAGGAAGAUGAGGUACUGGGAGAAGAGUCUGAAGACAAUGGUACGGCAGAUGAAUCGGAGGGAGAGGCUUCCAGUAGAGAUAACGAGGAAGAAGUCGAAGAUGAUGAUGCUACAAAGGGAUUUGAGAAGCUUGGGUUGUUGAAAUCCGAUUUGUCAGUGCUGCUGGCUUAUUUGCAGAGGCUACUACGCCCAACUAAGCGUGAGCGUAUUUUGGAGAAACGUCGACGUCACAAGGAGCUCUUUGAUCGCCUCUAUGAGGCCGCUCAACGCGGCUCUGGUGAUAACGCGAACGAGCCAGCUACGGCCUUCUACAACAAGAUGGUCUCUAAGACGGAGACUCAACAGCAGUUGAAUCGCGAGAUCCUUGGCAAGCUGGCUCCUGGUGUUCGCGAAACCGUCGAAGGUGUACCUCCUGGAUCGUAUGUGCGUCUUCAAAUCGUCGGAGUGCCCUACCAAUUCAUGGCGAACUUUGAUCCGCGUCAGCCGCUGGUGGUUGGGUGUCUGGUGAAGGGAGAGGAGGCGAAGGCCUUCAUUCAGGCUCGCUUUCAAGCGCAUCGGUGGAAGAGAGGCGUGCUCAAAUCCAACGACCCCAUAGUCGUAUCCGUUGGUUGGCGACGCUACCAAACAAUCGGCGUUUUCUCCAAGGAGGAGCACAACUUCCGAAAGCGCUACCUCAAAUACGCCCUGGCACAUGAACACUGCCAUAUCACCUUCUACGGACCUGUGGUUCCUGCGAAAACUGGAAUCGUCGCUGUUGCUAACUCCACCUGGCGAGAGCAGACGGAAGCUUUCGCCUCAUCAAAAUUUAGAAUCGCUGGGACAGGUAGUGUGACUGACUGCAAUGAAUCAUUUCAAGUAAUGAAAAAGCUUAAGUUGGUUGGCCACCCGUACAAAAUCUUCUCUAAAACAGCCUUCAUUGGCGGUAUGUUCAACUCAGAGCUUGAGGUGGCCAAAAUGGUCGGAUCCAAGAUUCAGACUGUCUCCAAAAUCAGAGGUCUAAUAAAGAACGCUAUCACGGGUACGGGUCACAAACCGGGUGACUUCCGGGCCACAUUUGAAGCACCAAUUCGAAUGGCAGACAUAGUGUUUGUGCGAACCUUUGUGCCAGUUGAAUUGAUCGCUUUUUACAAUCCAAUUCCCAACCUCCUCUUGCCGUCUUCUCGAACCGCAGCUUCCACCACCACCACCACAGCCCCCGGAACGCAGUGGAGGAUGCUUCGUACCAUGGGCGAGUUACGGUGGGAUACGGGCACUAAGGUGGAGAUUAAGGAAGACUCUAAAUACAAGGAAAUACAACGCGCACCCUUCGUGCCCCCACCACUAACUGUCCCUACCAAACUAAUAGCUGCGCUACCCUUCGCUGAUAAACCGAAGCUGAGCAAGAAACAGCUGCGAACGCGACGCUUCUGGGAUGAUGAAGUAAGGCACGCUAGGAAAUUCGGUGUACCCGCACCAAUAGAAGCGAUGGCUGAGUCGGAGAACGCUCCUGACCCCGUUGGACACGCUCGCGAUCGAGCACAGCUCAUCCAGCGAUUGCGAUGCUUGCAUGCUGCCUACCAGGAGCGGGAGAAGAACAAAAUGGUCGCCCGCAUCUCGAGCUACAAGGCGAAGCGUGCCAAAGAGGCGAAAGUGGCAGAGGCGAGAAAUAAAAAGCGGAGGAAAGAGUUCUUCGCUCGUCAUCGUGGCGGCGCUAAGGGACACUCUACCGUCGGAACGUAG
This is a messenger RNA of Hydatigera taeniaeformis, 3801 nucleotides long. NCBI's taxonomy places the organism in Eukaryota, Metazoa, Platyhelminthes, Cestoda, Cyclophyllidea, Taeniidae. The record is from the annotation of a GenBank genome assembly.